AAGCAAUGGUGGCUCUAUAAAAUAUUUAAACUGAUUCAGAAACCCUAGCUCUAGGUUGGCGUGGGUGAGGUAGAACCCUUCCACUGUGGUGACUGCGCGAUGGGUGCCUACAAGUAUGUUUCAGAGUUAUGGCGCAAGAAGCAGUCUGAUGUCAUGCGCUUCUUGCAGCGUGUGAGGUGCUGGGAGUACAGGCAGCAACCUUCCAUUGUUCGUUUAACAAGGCCUACUCGCCCAGAUAAGGCUCGUCGCUUGGGCUAUAAGGCUAAGCAGGGUUAUGUGGUUUACCGUGUUCGUGUUCGGAGGGGUGGCCGCAAGAGACCAGUUCCCAAGGGUAUUGUUUAUGGGAAGCCAACAAACCAGGGUGUUACUCAAUUGAAAUUUCAGCGGAGCAAGAGGUCAGUUGCUGAGGAGCGAGCAGGACGGAAGCUGGGUGGACUUAGGGUCCUCAACUCUUAUUGGGUGAAUGAGGAUUCUACUUAUAAGUACUUUGAGGUAAUUCUGGUAGAUGUUGCUCAUACUGCUGUUAGAAAUGACCCGAGAAUCAACUGGCUCUGCAAUCCAGUGCAUAAGCACAGGGAGCUGCGUGGGCUCACCUCUGCUGGGAAAAGCAACAGGGGUUUACGGGGCAGAGGGCAUUUGUACCACAAAGCACGUCCAUCCCGCAGGGCAACCUGGAAGAGAAACAACACCCUGUCCCUUCGCCGUUACCGUUAAUUUUUCUGCUUUUGCUUCAUUUUCUGAAUACUACUUUGAGGACAUAGCAUUUGGUGUUUUGACUUUGAAAUUUGAGUUUUGAACGCAUGAAUCAUAUCUUUUGAAAUUAGUCGAAGAGUUUUUCUAAUGUUAAAUUUAAAGUUUAUAAUUGA
Messenger RNA from Cajanus cajan (pigeon pea), 866 nucleotides. RefSeq names its product large ribosomal subunit protein eL15z. The record is from RefSeq and is a predicted model, not a curated record. Gene Ontology annotation, molecular function: structural constituent of ribosome; RNA binding. NCBI's taxonomy places the organism in Eukaryota, Viridiplantae, Streptophyta, Magnoliopsida, Fabales, Fabaceae. Gene Ontology annotation, cellular component: cytosolic large ribosomal subunit; ribosome. Gene Ontology annotation, biological process: cytoplasmic translation.